AUGAAGUUCGGUCGAUAUCUAGAGGAGAAUCUCACCCCGGAAUGGCGCCGCGCAUACAUGGACUAUAAGGGCUGCAAGAAAAGGAUCAAGGUCAUCGAUGCUCGCAUUCGGAAUCGAGGCAGUCCUAAGGUCACUGCGGACGCGGCGGCGGCCAAGGCGGCGGCGGAUGGAAGCGGAAAUGACAGCUCGGACAAUGAUGGGGAUCAUGGACCCGCUGCUCCGCCCAAGCGUUUCACUCCGAGUAUGCGGGCCAGCUCGACUAGGGGUACUCCUCCAACACCGAGAAGCAAGGAUCCAACUGGCAAAAGUCCGAACAAGACACCAAAUUACGGCUCGACUACCCUCUCACCCCGACCGCUAAACCGGAUCACGUCUAUACCGCCUCCUCUGGAUAUUGGCGAGCCCAGCAUCGCUCAGAACAUCUCAAACUCCGGCAGGCCUCGACAUGGUACGGUCUCGUUCGUUCCCGCCGCCGACGCCGGAGCGGCGCUCAGCAAGUCUCCGGAGGAGCUCGAGGCGGAACGUGGACUGGAGACGCUGGCCGAGGGGAAGAGGGGAAAUUCGGGAGAGUCGGACGACUCGAGGCUCUCUGCGUUGUCUGACCCCUCUGCGCCGCUCAAUGCUGCCACGAGCGGGCCGAGCGGUCUAGCUCGAAGCCCAUCGCGGUCAAUUAGGAGCCCACGGCUGGCUUUCAGCGCGUUUGAUGGAUUAGGAUCAAGUGCGCCGAGUCCGGUUACCGGCCCCGUGGCUAACUCCAGAUCAGGGACCAGAAGUAUCCGAUCCAUGACCAUCGCAUCCCCCUUCAUUCCCGCCAGAUCUGCACCUUCCUUCAAGGAAUUGUACUCUGAGCUCGAGCCGGACGAAAAGUCCUUCUUCGACUUCCUCGAGGCCGAACUCCAAAAGGUCGAAUCCUUCUACCUCGCACGCCAGGAAGACGCAGCUCGGCGGGGCAAAGAACUCCGGAAGCAGCUAAUCGAGCUCGCCGAGCACCGAAAGCUGUAUCACGAGUUCUAUCCCGGCACACUACCGAAAUGGGAGAGCACGGUCGAGCGGCUUCUGCCGGGCCUGCAGCAGCGGCUGCCGAAUGGAGCAGGGCUGGGAGGGGCGAAGACGGCGGAAGACAGGAAGCGGGCAGAGGCGGAGAUCGGGAUGGGCCCUGGUGCAGCCAGGUAUAGUGAAUUGAGCGAGAGGGAUAGGAAGCAGUUUUCGGCGGAUCGGUAUACCAAGUACAAGCACGAACUGCGGAAGGCAACGCUGGAGCAUUAUCGGAAUCUCGAAAUCAUCAAGAACUAUCGGAUCUUGAACGUUACGGGCUUCCGAAAAGCGCUGAAGAAGUUCGAAAAGACGACCAAGGUGCACUGUCUCGAGAUGUUUACCGAAGAACGGAUCUCGCAGGAGGCAUUUGCCAAGGGUGAAACGAUCGAGGCGAUGUUGAAGAGCGUGGAGGAGCUCUUCACGGAGCACUUUGAGCAUGGGGAUACCAAGAAGGCGAGAGAUCGAUUGCGAAAGCAGGACUACGUCGCCACGCAUUACUCGAGCGUGUUCCGGUCUGGAGUCAUGAUGGGUGUCGGUCUACCCACAGCUAUUAUUUCGAUUGUGCAAGCUCUGCGCGUACAGGACGAAGAGGCCAUCGACUCGUGGGCUGGAUUGCUGCAGAUCUACGGGGGCCUCUAUCUCCCGGUCAUCUUUGCUCUUCUCUUCGAACUGAACCUUGACGCUUUCGUUUCUGCACGGAUCAACUACGAGUUCGUUAUGGAGCUCACUCGCCCUGUCGUGGACUUCAGAUCAUACAUGGAGAUCCCCUCUUUCCUCUUCCUCACCCUCAGUGUUUGCAUGUACUUCUCCUUCUUCCGCAUAGGCAUUGAGAACGUUGCGCCUACCACAUGGCCUGCCGCCUGGCUAGUCUUCGUCGCUGUCUUCUUCUUAAACCCGUUCCCGAUACUUCGUCGACGAUCUAGGUUCUGGGCUCUUCGCGUUCUCUGGCGGGUGAUCACGCCCGGUUGGAGCCGAGUAGAGUUCAUCGCUUUCUUUAUCGCCGAUGAGCUGAAUAGCUUGUCGUACUCCCUGAGUACCAUUCUCUUCCUGUCUUGCGCAUAUGCCAAUCGAUGGCCUGAUGAUCUGUACACGGUCUGCCCCUCUGGCGCACAAUGGCCGUAUAUCCUGGUCUUGGCCGCUCCAGCGAUGAUACGCUUGAUUCAAUGUUUGAAGCGAUACUUUGACUCGAUGCUCAAGAUCCACUUGAUCAAUGCUGGAAAGUAUGCAUUCUCGGUUCUCCAAUAUGGCAUGUUUGUGUGGUGGAGGAUACGCGAUUCUGUGUUUGCGGCGUGGAUGGUUGUCGCUUCGAUCAGCGCCAUCUAUAACACCUCUUGGGACUUUGUGGUCGACUGGUCUCUUCUCCGACCCGGCACAGCGGGCUUGCGGAAAGACCGAGGAUACAGCAGUCGCUCGGUAUACUACUUCGCCAUGGUCACCAACCUCCUGAUCCGGUUCAUUUUUGUUUGGUAUAUCCCCGCUCGAGCAUCCCAUACCCGACUACGCAGCUUCUUUUUCGCCCUGCUCGAGAUGCUCCGUCGAUGGCAGUGGAACUUCUUCCGAGUAGAAACAGAGCACCUCGGAAACGCCGAUGCCUACCGAGUCACACGCGAGAUUCCCCUCCCCUACCGCCGUCUCGACCCCGACUCGGAGGAAGAAGCCGAGCUGGCCGCCGAGGCGAAUAGCGUCGCCACGCGCUGGAACAGGCUCAAGAAGCAAUUCGUCAAGCCCGGCGCGGGGCAGGGGAGGGGUCCGGACGAGUUGGAUGUGGGGCCGAGGGGAAGGAGAGGGACAAGAGAGUACGAGGCACGGAGGCCAGGAGAUGUGGAGGCGGGAGAAGAGGGUGGUACGGGGGCAGGAGGGUGGGAUGGGCUGUUGAGGCGGAUACGGAGGACGAAGGGGGGUCGGGACGGGUCAAUGGGGGAUUCAGUAUAG
Molecule: messenger RNA, 2967 nt
Organism: Dioszegia hungarica
Lineage: Eukaryota; Fungi; Basidiomycota; Tremellomycetes; Tremellales; Bulleribasidiaceae
Product: EXS family-domain-containing protein
Exons: 18
Coding region: 1-2967 (988 amino acids)
Biological process (GO): phosphate ion transport; cellular response to phosphate starvation
Cellular component (GO): cytoplasm; Golgi apparatus; plasma membrane
Molecular function (GO): inositol hexakisphosphate binding
Source: RefSeq, a predicted model, not a curated record